AUGAUAUAUCAAGAAUGUGCACAAUUAGAAGCUGGUGUUACUUUUUUUAUUCCUGGUGUAGGUGAACAAAAUAUUCAAUUUUUUAUUAUUGCAUCAUGUACAGAUAAACCAGCUCAAUCGUUAUUAACUAAUAUGGUCUCCCACAAUGCUAAUUAUAGCUGUGCAAAAUGCUUUACUGAAGCUCCGUGCCCUUUAACAAAAUUAAAAUAUUAUUCUUUUGGUGAAUCAAUACUCUUUGAUUCAUUGCAUACAUUAUAUUUAGGUGUAUUUAAAAAAUUUUGUUCGUUGAUUUUUUCUAAAUCCAAAACUGAUCGUCAACAAAAAUGGUCGCUUUAUAAUAAAAUAAAUAGUAUUGAUCAAGGGUUAUCUUCUGUUAAAAUUCCAACUACUACAAGUCGAAGAUUUCGAACAAUAAAACAUAUUGCACGUUUCAAGGCGAACGAAUUCAGAUCCUUAAUGCAUCACGGUUCAACAGUAUUGUUACAAGCAAAGUUACCAAAAUAUCGUCGACAUUUUGCAUUGUUAUUAGCUGCUGUUAACAUUGCUUCUAAAGAUAUUAUUGACAAUUAUGAUAUAAUUUUAGUCAAAGAAUUCUUACAUCAAUAUGUAAAAGAUUGGCAAAAGAUAUUUGGUCUUCGUCAUAUGUCAUCCAAAAUACAUUCACUUUUACAUAUUCAUGAAUCAAUACAAUUUCUAGGUCCUUUAUAUAUGUAUAGUGCUUUUAAUUUUGAAGUUAUUCCUUUAUCAAAAUGUGCCAAAGUGACUGCCUCUAAUUUCUGCCCGGUGGGCUAUGGCUCGCCUAUGUAUCAAGGAAAUUAUCUUGUUGAUCGACAAGCAAAUGGUCUUGGAUUUAACUCGGGUGGUUUUGCUCCUCAAUAUAUUCAGUUAGAACUUCCUCAAGAGAGUCGUAUUUGUGAUGUGUGUCUACAAGUUAAUCAAUAUCCCGAUGGUUUAACAAGUCAUCAACUGUUCGUCGGUUCUGACUUGAACUCCAUAUAA
Messenger RNA from Rotaria sp. Silwood1, 999 nucleotides. NCBI's taxonomy places the organism in Eukaryota, Metazoa, Rotifera, Eurotatoria, Philodinida, Philodinidae. The record is from the annotation of a GenBank genome assembly.